CCGAGUGCAGAAAGGGAGGGAGGAAAUUAGGAGAGAGAGACAGAGGAGAGAGAAGCAAAGCCUGGCUUCUGGCUAGCGACGUGUGUACCUUCAUCUAUCCUCCAUCCUUCAUCCCUUCUUUCGAUCCAUCCAUCUAUCUGAGCUACAAGCCUGCUCUCAUGAGACCAAAGACCCGAGCGAACGAAAUGCGGUCGAUGGUAUUUCCUUGACUCCAUUUCUCCGAAAGAAUGCUGGCUUAUGCGAGGCAAAACCCACGUACCUACCUACUUACCUACCUAACUACCUCACCUUGCAGUUCGAGUUAUCUCGCUUUUACCGAGGUACGGCAAUAUCAAAAAAGACCCCACCGAAACGAGAAGACCCGAGAGAAAUCAUAUUUGACUAGCGAGGAGCUCUCCUUUGCCCAAUAUCAAAGAUUGCUCUUGUGCCGAAAGGUGAUCGCAGUUUGAUUGAGAUUAGAAAGAGAGCUUUGAAUCUCCAGCCGAUCUCACCAUCUAGUCAAAAUCAAAACUAGUGCCAAAUCGCCCUCAAAUCAUGAACAAAUUUGCUGCCGGCCACAAACGGUCGGAUUCGCCCAAUGCUUCCUCGUUCUUGUUGAGGAAUUUUCGAUCAGGGAAAUUCAAGUACCCUACAAGUGCUCCGCCCCUUUUGGAACGUGCCAAUACAGUGGCCUCCGGACUUGGAUCUGCCAAGCAUGUGCAACUGUCCACGUGGGAUUCGAACGAAGACGUGGCUUCGGACGGUUGUCUGUCAUCAUUUCACUCGUCAAGUCUUCGACAUGCUCGGCCUCGGUCCGAUCAUUGUGAGGCAUAUGCAGAGUUCCACAACAACGAUGACGAGGAGAGCCCCAAAUUAACGCGAUUUUGCCGCGGAAGCAUCAAACGACUCAAACACGCGGAAAGUAAGGUUUCUACGGCCAAAAGAGAUAUGGAGCAGAUUCUCGCCUCAGCCAAGAGCGAAUCCGAUCUCAACGAUGAUCUUCCAAAUUUUGGGGCAGAGUUGCUGAAGGCUCAAACCCGGCUGGAUAACGACACUCGGCUGGCUUUGGAGGCUCAGAGUGAGAUGAGACGCAUUCUGGUGCAAUUUGCCAAUUUGCUCCAAGAGGAAGAAGAACAAGUGAGCAUCAAAGCAGAUUUAUUGCAAAGGACAUCGUCACAAAUCAAAUUUGCCUGUGUCACGAUGCCUGUGAAGAAGCAUGAAAGCGAGCAAGUACAUCACAUGCAUAAUGAUGGCGAUGAACGCGACGAGGUCGAUGAUCACGAUGAUGGUGAUGAUGAUGAUGAUGAACGAGAAGAAGACAGAGACUGCAGUGAUGCCUUUAAUCAAGGUGCUUCUCGAGCCACGAAAAUUCAACGAAAUUGUCGGCCCUAAAGAGUAAUGACGAAACACCUCCGGGUCUUUACAGAGGGUUCAAUUUAUUAUCUGCUUGGAUGACAAGUCCAGUAUUUAUGCAUGGCUGCCAAUCAACAAAUGUACACGAAGGUAUGCUUUUCCA
Tigriopus californicus is the source of this 1495-nucleotide messenger RNA. RefSeq lists its product as uncharacterized. The record is from RefSeq and is a predicted model, not a curated record. The transcript is spliced from 3 exons. Bases 535 to 1371 code for a protein of 278 amino acids. Lineage: Eukaryota; Metazoa; Arthropoda; Copepoda; Harpacticoida; Harpacticidae.